This is a messenger RNA of Pieris napi, 1322 nucleotides long. RefSeq names its product cuticle protein 16.8-like (gene CPR56). The transcript is spliced from 4 exons. Gene Ontology annotation, molecular function: structural constituent of chitin-based larval cuticle. NCBI's taxonomy places the organism in Eukaryota, Metazoa, Arthropoda, Insecta, Lepidoptera, Pieridae. Bases 159 to 689 code for a protein of 176 amino acids. Gene Ontology annotation, cellular component: chitin-based extracellular matrix. The record is from RefSeq and is a predicted model, not a curated record.
UGCACGUCGCGGACAUAUAGUACCUUUCAUUCACAGCUUGCCAUUCAGCGGUCCUCGUUCAUCAAUCCCCAGUUCACGUAGUUCUCCUAGUUGUUUACCUUCACUUUAGAGCAGUUUGUGUUGUGUGUCGACAACGAUCGGGCUCCGUUCAGAUUACGAUGUUAGCAGCGACGUUAUUAUUAUGCUCGGUGGCGCUGAGCGGUGUGCGCGCUGACGCCGAUGAUCAAGAGAUCACGACGACGGAACCGCCGCCGCGACCCUACGCCUUCUCUUACACGGCGGGACGCUAUCCCGGACACACAGACCGACAGCAUGCCGAGGUCAGCGAUGGCAGUGGCGUUGUGAGAGGUACAUUUUCGUACGUGGAUCCGGCGCAACGUGUUCGUACCGUGGACUACGUGGCUGACCGGGAGGGAUUUCACCCAGUGCUGAGUGAUCCACUGCCCGCCCUGCCCCAAGACUCCGAGGCCGUGGCUGCCGCCAAAGACCGGCAUCUCUCUCUCUACGCUCGCAUCGCCGAGGACCACGCGACUCACCCGCAUCCUGACGAGUCGUACGUGCCGCGUCAGUCCGCAGCGGUUGUGGCGGCGGCGGCGCGCCACGCGUCCUUGUUCCGCGUCAUCGCCGAGCAACACGCGCGCAUCGCCGCCGAGCGAGACGCGCUUCAGCAGGAAGAACAGCUCGAAUAGACCGACUUAUGACUCGGUCUAUUCUUUAUGAUUCAAACCGCAGCAUAUUAAAGAAAACACAUGCAGUGUUCAGAAAAAUUACUAAACAAAAUUGACUAUUUGUAACACAUAUUUACUCAAUUUGUAUAAUUAUAUUUUUGUUUGUUUUGUUUGAACAGCAUAGCGGUGAAUUUCGGUAAUUGGAUAAAGCCGAGUGAUUUAGCUUAACAUAUGUACAUGUCCAGUGACAUGUCGUGUUAUGUAAAUUGUCAUCUUGUAUGCGAAUUACAUAUCUAAUAUGUAAAAUGUAUGUCUUUCAUAAAUCUAUUAAUUAUUAUGCAUCAUAAUUUGUGAUAAGCGUAUUAAAAGCCAACAUUACACUUUUACAUAGAGAAUUGAUUGAAAUGUAAUUAAUUCUCGUUUAUACGUUAUGUCUCUAUAGUAUAAAAUAUAUUUCUAGAAGUUCACGAUGAAAAUAAAUGUAUAAAUUAUUUAUUUUUACCAAUGUUACCAUUUCAUACUUUUAUAUUUUUAUACGUUUUCUGAAACAUUUUAAGUAAGUGUUAAACAAUAUUACUAAUUAGUACUCAGGGAAUAAGACGAUUUGUAACGCAAUCUUAUAUUAUAUUAUAAAUAUAAAUAAAUUGUUUUUUG